This is a messenger RNA of Phalaenopsis equestris, 1663 nucleotides long. RefSeq lists its product as uncharacterized. NCBI's taxonomy places the organism in Eukaryota, Viridiplantae, Streptophyta, Magnoliopsida, Asparagales, Orchidaceae. The record is from RefSeq and is a predicted model, not a curated record. Gene Ontology annotation, cellular component: Mis6-Sim4 complex; kinetochore. The coding region runs from base 312 to 1307 and encodes 331 amino acids. The transcript is spliced from 13 exons.
AAUCGAGGGGUUCCUCUCUCUCUUUCUCUCGUGACUCUCCAAUUGGAGCAAGCAAGGCAGCAUAGCCAUCUCCUCCUCUGAUUUUCGCCCAGGGAACGAAGCCCGCUCACUUCUUGGGUUUACACGCACCAGUGGCUUGGACGAAGUCCGAGAACCGAAAACUGAAGCCGCAGCCUUCCUGUUUUGCACAUCUAGCCGAGUAGCCACCGAAUCGCUUCUCUCCGGGUUUUCGAUCGAAAGCUUCCCACCCCCCCCUGCCUCCCUCCAUUCGCGCCAAACCUGCAGCUCUACCAUUUCCUCGAUUAUAUGUAAUGGAACAACUGAAGAGGCGCUCACAUGUUCUCACUGGAGAGGUGAAUUUUGCCCACGAGGAUGAUACACGAUUAGAGACAACUAGAGCAAGAUUGUCUAAUGUUCUUAAAAGACAUCAAGCGUUGACUGAGCGUCUUCAAAGGGACUCCGACAAAAUGAUGUUUGAGCGUUUGAUAAAAGAGUUUGAGGUUGCAAGGGCUUCUCAAACUGAUGAAAUAUCUUUAGAGGAUGAGCAAUGGAAUGAUGGAUUAUUAGCCACAAUCCGCGAGAAGGUUCAUUUGGAAACUGAUAGAAAGGCAUCUUUGAAUGAAUCUAAUGAAGCAAGCAUGCCAACAGAUCCUCUUUUGGAUGCAAAGAUCACAUAUAGGAUUGGAAACAAGGUUAUUUGCUGCCUUGAAGAUGCUAGAAUUGGCAUACAGUAUGAAACAUCAUUUGCUGGGGAUCCAUGUGAAAUUUACCAUUGUGUGCUUGAAAGCAAAUCGUUUCUUGAAAAGAUGAAUGUGAUUCAGCAUACCGUACCUUUCUUUCUACCAAUUCGCGAAGCAGAAAAUGAUCUUCUCUCUUCUAAUGCCAUAAAAUUCAUAGACUAUGUUGGUGCAAUCUGCCAAGCCUAUGUGAACAGAAGAGAACAGGUUCGGCUUAUUAAGGAGCUCUAUGGUAAACAAAUUAAGGAUCUCUUCCACAGUCUUCCGUACAAUAUGAUUGACUUUGUUUUGGAUGACUUUGAUUGCAAGGUGACUGUGAGUCUUAGGUAUGCUGAUCUUGUUUCUAUUUUACCAAGUCGAAUUCGAGUUCUUGCUUGGCCUCUUCAUCCAUCAAAGAAGAUCUUAACAACUGAGAAAAAGGGAAGUACUGCAGCAGGUCAAUCUAUUCCGUCACGCCUUUUAUAUGCAGAGGACGCAUUGAGAACUUUGACUUUGCCUGAAGCAUAUGCUGAAAUCGUCCUGAAUUUGCCUCGAGUUCUUCAGCAAAUGUUUCCUCCGGGUGGUACCUGAGACCUUACUACAUGGACCUUGAUGAUCAUACAAUUUAAUUGAUAUCAGGGGAUAGAGUUAGAUUUCUUGGUGCAUUUCAAGUUGAUAUUAAGGAUUAUAGUAGUGCUGAAUGCUGGAUUGGUGAGUUUUUCUCGUCUUUUGUCUGUAAAAUUUCAGUGAACUUGUGAUUGCCGUUGACUUGUUACAGAUUUGUGUGUGUGUGUGUUUAGAAGUGCUGUUUGUAACCAUGUCAUACAUACGUAAUCGAGCUGCAGCUUGUCGUUGUAUUUUUUUUUUCUUUUAAUUUGUCUUAUAGAGGCAAUAGUAUUCCAUCCUAUAAGUGCAUUGUCCUUUCUAGUGUAUUCACGAUAUUCUUC